Molecule: messenger RNA, 882 nt
Organism: Coffea arabica (coffee)
Lineage: Eukaryota; Viridiplantae; Streptophyta; Magnoliopsida; Gentianales; Rubiaceae
Source: RefSeq, a predicted model, not a curated record
AUGGCUGAUUUAUUAGAACGAAUGGUCAACCAACAGGGUCAAAGCCAAGUACAGCAUCCUGGAAAUCAUGAGGGAGAGGAGCGUGCCUUAGAACGGUUUCAGAAGUUUCUACCGCCAAAAUUUUUAGGUGGACCUGACCCUGAUAUAGCGGAGAGUUGGUUGGAGCGAAUGUUAGACAUUUUUGCUGCAUUAGGAUACCCGAAAGAACGGCAGAUAGCUUUCGCCGUUUUUCAAUAUGAGGGAACGGCUCGUGCCUGGUGGAAUUUGAUUCGAGCCAAGUGGGAUAGAGAACAAACCCCAUGGACAUGGGUUAAUUUCACUCGUGAGUUUAAUGAGAAGUGCCUACCGCCACUUGUUCUAGAAAGGCGAGAGGAUGAGUUUAUGCGCCUACGUCAAGGGAUUAUGAGUGUGGCGGAGUACGAGACGCAAUUUACUAAACUCUUUCAUUUUGCUCCAGAGUCAGUGCUGACAGACCAAAGGAGAAUUCGUCGGUUUGUCCAAGGUUUGAAUGUGGAGAUUCAAGAGGCACUGACAGUUGCUCAAUUGGAGACAUAUAGUCAAGCUAUUGAAAAGGCACAAAGGAUUGAAAGUACUAAGAAUCAAGUAAAGGCUUUUCAUGAUAAGAAAAUGAGACAACCGGAUACAAGUAGUUAUAUUGAUAGACAAAGCUCGAGAAGCGAGCCACCAUCUAAGAUGAGCCGAGGAAUAAGUGGUCCACGAUCCACAGAGAUCCCAAAUAAAGGAAAUGUUGAGAAAAGUCAGGUAGGGAGAGAGACCCAAAGGGGUACCUCACGAGGAGGUCCGACAUCAGGACCUAGAGUGGCAUGUGAAUUUUGUGGGGCUGCUAACCACGUGGUAGUCACUAUUGAUUUACGGUUCUGA